AGCUAAAUAGGCACUUGCUUUUCCUUAGAGCUUGAAAUCCUCAGACCCAAUCAAGCUGUAGCGGUUGAGGUCGUGUGUGGUUGUUGAUGGCCGCCACAUUGUGGAGCUCCUCCUCUAUCAAUGAUAUCUCUGUCUUCGUCUUCACCACCAUCAUUCGCUCUCGUUUUCAUGGUCUUAGACGCAGCUGUUCUACCAGAAUCGAUUUGGUGCUGCCUAAACACAAAUCAUUUGGCUGUCUCAAUGAUUCCUCCACAAACAAAAAAUGUAACAACAACUGGCAUAUGACUACUUAUCCGUGUCCAGAAUCAAGGCAGUGGCGGCAGCAACAUCUGAGAUCUUCGCUUUCUUGCAAACAACCUCGACAUUCAGAUGCUGCUAUCAAUCAAGAGAAAAAUGUUUCUAGAGCAACUUUGAUAUGGAGGGCAGUCAAACUUCCAAUAUAUUCAGUUGCCUUGAUGCCUCUAACUGUGGGAAGUGCAGCUGCAUAUUUGCAAGCAGGCAUCUUUUCUGCCCCACGAUACUUUUUACUCUUAGCUUCUUCCACUCUUGUCAUCCUAUGGCUAAACUUAAGCAACGACGUUUAUGAUUUUGACACAGGAGCAGACAAGAAUAAAAAAGAGUCCAUUGUGAACAUAACUGGCACUCGAACAGGAAUUCUCAUUGCUUCUUAUGUGUCACUUUCCCUUGGCGUCUGUGGUCUUACAUGGGCUUCUCUACAGUCAACAAACAUACGUGCUAUGCUAUUACUUGCUUCUGCAAUUACAUGUGGUUACAUAUACCAGUGCCCACCAUUUCGGUUAAGCUACCAAGGAUUGGGUGAGCCCUUGUGCUUUGCAGCAUUUGGUCCAUUUGCUACUACUGCUUUUUACUUGCUUCAGAGCAAGACUAGGUUUGUUCAUUAAUCUUAUUUACCUUAAAAAUUUGUUACAAAAAGGCCUCAUGAUAAUUUCAUUAUCACCUUGAUGGUUGGCAAUAGUGAACUGCUGCCCAUCUCUGGUAAUAUCCUUUCAGCAUCUGUUCUUGUUGGUUUGACAACGUCCCUCAUCUUAUUCUGUAGUCACUUUCAUCAGGUAAACGGGGAUAAAAGUGUUGGAAAGUAUUCUCCUCUGGUAAGACUUGGUACAAAAGCAGGUGCGGAGGUUGUGAAAGUGUCCGUUAUCACACUCUAUGCUAUACUGAUUCUUCUUGGAUUUACAAAAUAUCUUCCUUCUGCAUGCAUUAUUUUCUGUUGCCUAACAAUUCCGAUGGGAAGAAAGGUGAUUCGCCAUGUGAAAAAGUACCAUGAGGACAAAGCAAAGAUUUUUAUGGCAAAGUAUUACUGCGUGAGACUCCACUCAUUGUUUGGAAUUGCUUUGGCUGCUGGACUGGUGGUAGCUAGACUCUUUACGAUCAAGUCCAACAUCAAGACUCAUGUUAUCCUCACCUGAAGCAUCCCUGGUGGCUGGCUCAAAUGAACAUUGUAUACCGUGUACCUACAUAGAGAGCUAUGUUUAUCCGGGGAUGUUCAUUUUGAAUCAACAGAAUAUUCAUUUUCAACCUAUAUAAUGUUUAUUUUCAAACGUAGUGUUCAUUCUAGAGCCUGCUCAACAUAUUGUUCAUUCUGAAAUUAUGUAUGUAAUGUUUAUUUUGAAACAAUAUAUUGUCUUUUUGAAA
This is a messenger RNA of Cuscuta campestris, 1653 nucleotides long. NCBI's taxonomy places the organism in Eukaryota, Viridiplantae, Streptophyta, Magnoliopsida, Solanales, Convolvulaceae. The record is from the annotation of a GenBank genome assembly.